CCUACACGAGGAGCUCAGUCAGUUUAUCUCGCUCAUAGAAGCAGCGUCGUUCGAAACAAAUCUCUCAAGGUGCUUCGAGUUCAGAAUGGAGUACCUACCAAUUAUCCUAUCGGCACUGGCUGUACUCGCUGUAUAUUACUACUAUGCCAGAAAUCGGAACUGUUUUAAGAAACACGGAGUUCCUUCCAUCGAGCCUUAUCCGAUAGUGGGGAACAUGGGAGGUAUGGUCUUCAGGACAACUAGUCUGUCGGAUGUGAUCGGAAAGCUGUACAAUCUUAACCCAGACGCCAAAUACGUCGGUUUCUACGAAUUCAACACUCCGAUAGUUAUAAUCCGCGACAUCGAUCUGAUAAAAUCUGUGUGCGUCAAGCAUUUCGACAACUUUCACGAUCAUCGUCCUUUCAUCGACAAAGAGAUGGACAAGAUCCUUGCAGGUAUGCUGUUCUGUUUGACCGGUGAGAAAUGGAGGGACGACAGAAACAUGCUGUCCCCCGCGUUCACGUCCAGCAAGAUAAAAACCAUGUUCGCGCUGAUGUCGGAUCGCGCCGUGUAUUUCGCGAAAUUCUUGUCGAACCUGCCGGAAAAGGAACGGGUGCUGGAGGUGAAGAGCGUGUUCACCAGGUACACCACUGACGUUAUCGCCAGCUGCGUGUUCGGGAUCGAGGUAGACUCGAUAAACGAUCCGAAAAAUCCGAUCUACGUGAAGUCGCGAAAGGUCUUGAACUUCGCCGGAUUGAUACAAUCCAUAAAGAUACUGAUGGCCAGAAAUAUGUCCGGACUGUCGAGGAUGCUCGGUAUCAGCGUGAUGUCGAAGAGUAUCUCGACGUUUUUCGAGAAUCUGAUAUCGACCGCGGUGAAACACAGAGACGAAAAUGGCAUUUACAAACCGGACAUGCUCCAAUUACUGAUGGAAACGAGAAACAAGAAACAGUAUGGCAAAGGGUUCAGCAUAGAGGAUAUAACCACGCACGCGUUCGCGUUCUUCUUCGGUGGUUCCGACACCGUAGCCUCGCAGCUGUCUUUCGCGAUUUAUCAUUUAGCGACGAAUCCCGACGUUUACGAAAGAUUGCAAAACGAGAUCGACGAAACUCUCGAGAGGACGCAAGGCCAGCUGAGCUACGACGCCGUGAUGGGAAUGGAAUAUCUGGACGCGGUUAUCAACGAAACGAUGAGGAUACACCCGAUAGGAGCUAUGUUGGACAGAAUGAGCGGGAACGACUUCGAACUACCGCCAGCGUUACCAGGAGGCAAACCGUUCACCGUAAAGGCGGGUUCGAACAUCUGGAUCCCGGUUCACGCGAUUCACCUUGACCCUAACUACUACGAGGAUCCUCACAAGUUCGAUCCAGAACGGUUCCUGGUCGAUGGUAAAAGGAUCAUGGCUUCUGGCACGUAUCUGCCCUUUGGUGUAGGGCAGAGAAUGUGCAUCGGUAAUAGGUUCGCGUUGGUAGAGAUGAAGGUCUUGCUUUGCCAUCUUUUGGCUCGUUGCGAUGUUAAGGCUUGCUCGAAAACAUCUGUACCGCUGGAACUCGCGAAAGGCGUGAUGGUCGUCACGGCUAAGAAUGGAUUUUGGGUGAAAAUCGAGCCUAGAAAAAAUCCUCCCCUCUUGGUUCACGCUACAGUGGCCAAUGGCACGUGCAAAGCAACGAACUGAUGAUCGAACAGAUAAUUAACCAGUCAGCUGCGUAUUUUAGUUUUCGCAAUCAAGUUCACGCAUGACGGAUACAAUCGUCGUGUACAGAUGACUGGUUAAAUAUUGACAAUCGAUUUUUAUAGCCUACAAUUUAUUGUAAAUAUUUCUCUGAUAGGAUAGAUUUCACACUUCACAUUCGAUACGAUUCUGUGAAUUAUUCUGUACACGUGUCUCAUAGCGUUCUGCGAGUAAUUCUGAUUCAAACAGUCUCUUGUAGGUGUUUGUGUACUUUGUGAAUUGUUUUCUACGUAAAAACGUCUUUGACGACGCUUUUAUCCAAAUAAUAAACUAAAAUGAAUCAGCACAAUGAAAAUUCCUUAUUGGGGAUCUAGAAGAUAACUGCUCCUUGUUGUUAUCUUCUCGAAAUAAUAUCAUAAUUAGAUGUUAAACAGAAGCGACUCUAGAAAUAAUAUACUCUUAUUUGCGUUUAACUUUGAUCAGAUUUAUCACCAGAAGAUAUCAACAAAACAAAUACCUCCUUAAUCUCUGAUAAGAAAUUUUCAUUAAUUUCGAAUUAAUAUUAUACCUCAUACGAUGCUACGACGGUGGCGUUUAAAGAAUUAGCAAGGUCGUUCAUAAGAUAUCUAACACUGUUUAGAAGCAGUUGAAUAGUAUCAAUCAUAGUAACUUAUAGUUACUUUAUCGAAACAAACGUUGCAGAUUAAAAUUCUUAUGUAUGUACAUAAAAAACAUAUCAAGUCACUGUUAAUAUUUACAUAGUCGCUAAUAACUGCAGCAGGUGAUUCGACUGUAAAUGUUAUUUAAAAACAAAUAACUAUUACUUAAAAACAACAUUGUUUUAGUAUGCAGUAUUAAGUGAUAUUAUCGAUGUAAGUAAAAUACAUGUGUUCGUUUAUAAAAUACAUAUUUAAUACGAUAUCUCAGUAGUAAAAUAAUAAAUC
Messenger RNA from Colletes gigas, 2595 nucleotides. Its product is annotated as cytochrome P450 9e2-like. Gene Ontology annotation, molecular function: oxidoreductase activity, acting on paired donors, with incorporation or reduction of molecular oxygen; monooxygenase activity; iron ion binding. Lineage: Eukaryota; Metazoa; Arthropoda; Insecta; Hymenoptera; Colletidae. The record is from RefSeq and is a predicted model, not a curated record. The transcript has a single exon. Bases 86 to 1654 code for a protein of 522 amino acids.